Messenger RNA from Dichotomopilus funicola, 1668 nucleotides. RefSeq names its product Metalloenzyme, LuxS/M16 peptidase-like protein. NCBI's taxonomy places the organism in Eukaryota, Fungi, Ascomycota, Sordariomycetes, Sordariales, Chaetomiaceae. The record is from RefSeq and is a predicted model, not a curated record. The transcript has 8 exons. Gene Ontology annotation, molecular function: proton-transporting ATP synthase activity, rotational mechanism; metal ion binding. The coding region runs from base 1 to 1668 and encodes 555 amino acids. Gene Ontology annotation, biological process: proton motive force-driven ATP synthesis. Gene Ontology annotation, cellular component: mitochondrion.
AUGAUCUGCAAAUCGGCUCUGUCGAGGGGCGGCCAAGUUGCUCUCCGCCGCCAGGGAGCUGCGAAGCUUGCGCAGCGCGGAUUUGCCGCUGUUGCAUCGCCCAAGGCCUCAUACGAGCCGACCACCAUCGGCGGCGUCAAGGUCGCUUCCCGAGACGACAAUGGCCCGACCACACGCCUCGCCGUCGUCGCCAAAGCCGGUACCCGCUACGAGCCCCUUCCGGGCCUGACCGUUGGACUGGAGGAGUUCGCCUUCAAGGCAGCUAAUUUUGCUUCUCGUCGCCAGAACACGACAAAACGCUCCGCACUCCGCAUCACCCGUGAGGCCGAGCUGCUCGGCGGCCAAUUGACCUCGUACCACACCCGGGAAGCUUUCGUGCUCCAGGCCAGCUUCCUCCGCGACGAUCUGCCGUACUUCACCGAGCUCCUCGGCGAGGUCCUGUCGCAGACCCGGUAUACCACCCACGAGUACCACGAGGAAGUUGUCAACGUCAUUCACGAGAAGCAGGCAAGGCUUGACGCCGCCGCCAUCGCCCUCGAUGCCGCCCACGCUGUCGCCUUCCACACCGGCCUCGGCGCCCCGCUGUACCCGACUGCGAACACGCCCAUUUCCUCAUACCUGAACGAGUCCUCGGUUGCGUCCUUUGCUGCGGCAGCUUUCACCAAGGCCAACAUCGCGGUGGUCGCCGAUGGUGCCAGUGACGCAGGGCUCACGAAGUGGAUCGACCCCUUUUUCCGCCACGUGCCCGCGGAGUCCCAGUCUGCUCUCUCUGCCACCCCCUCUAAGUACUACGGCGGCGAGCAGCGCAUUGCUACGGCUGGCAGCAACUCGGUGGUCAUCGCGUUCCCCGGCGCUGCUCUUGGCGCCAGCCAACCUGAGACGGCCGUGCUUGUUGGUCUGCUCGGGGGUGAGUCGACUAUCAAGUGGUCGCCCGGCUUCUCGCUCCUCUCCAAGGCUGUUGCCUCGGCCCCGGGGGCGUCCUCCAAGGCCACCAACUUCGCCUACUCGGAUGCUGGCCUCCUGACCAUCCAGGUCAGCGGCUCGGCUUCCGCGGUCCGUAAGGCCGCCGAGGAGUCUGUCAAGGCGCUCAAGAGCAUCGUCGACGGAGGUGUCUCGCAGGAGAAUCUGGUCAAGGCCAUCGCCAAGGCCAAGUUCAACCUCCUUUCGGGCAGCGAGGUCAGCGGCGUUGGUAUCGUUCAUGCUGGUGCCAACCUGAUCCACGGUGGCAAGCCGCUGCAGGUUGCUGAGACCCUCAAGGCGCUGGAGGGCGUGACUGGUGACAAGCUCAAGGCUGCGGCCAAGACACUAUUAGAGGGCAAGGCGUCGGUGGCGGCGGUGGGCGACUUGCACGUGCUACCGUUUGCUGAGGAGCUUGGCCUCAAGAGGAAAAUACUACCAAGUCACCACCUCAACCACUCCCAAACCGCCGCCAAAAUGACGUUCGCGUGGAAAGCCGCUGGCAUUACCUACAACCGCUACCUCGCCGUCGCUGCCCGCGUCGUGCGCCGCAGCUUGAAGGACGAGAAGAGACUGGUGGCCGAGCGCCGUGGCCUACAGGAGCUCCGGUUCGCGAAGUGGGAGGGUGGCAAACAAGGCGAGCUUAAGAACCUGGCCGACGCCAACGCCCAGGCCGCUGUCGAGAGCGCUGCGACCGGCGGGACGGCUUAA